Molecule: messenger RNA, 2550 nt
Organism: Cherax quadricarinatus
Lineage: Eukaryota; Metazoa; Arthropoda; Malacostraca; Decapoda; Parastacidae
Source: RefSeq, a predicted model, not a curated record
GUGUUAGAGGUGAUGGCUGCCAAGAUGGCCGGCACGAUGAACGAAGUUAUAAGGUUGUUGAGUGAGUUAUCUCUCUCUGAUGACCCCAAGAAGCAGCUGAUAAACUUGAAGGCGACGCUCAUGCCAUUAACGACCUCGCGGCUUCAUGGCUUGCCUAAAAAUUUGGAGCUCAAUGCCCUCUUUGACAGCAUAAACAGCUCUGACAGUGAACAGGUUGAAUUAGCUGUUGAUGUACUGGGCCAGCUGCUACCUCUUGUAUGUGCCCAGGAAGUUGUAGAACGGUUCAGUGCUGAGCUCUUGCGCGGCCUGAACCAUCCACACGAAAAAGUUCGCAUCUUAGUUCUGAAGCAAGUGUUGAUAUGCACGGAGAAAGAUAAAAUGGAAAUAGCUGCAGUAAUAACUAAUCAUAGUCUACUAUUAGGAGUCAUCAGAUGCCUUGGAGACAAAUCUCUUGGAGUGAUCAAAAUUGCCACAGAUGUUUUAGUUAAAAUCUGCAGUCAGGAUACUGGGUUGAAGGCUGUGUUUUCCAAUGAAUGUGUUACUGUCAUGCAAGACGUGAUGGCAGUAUCCGACUCUUGCAGGUUUGCUGUUUAUGAGUUUGUGGUCCAAGUGUGUCUACUAGGAGACACAUCAAUGGGUUUGGUGUCUAACCUGGGGCUACUCGAGCGCCUAGCUGUAGAAGUUACGACAGGUGAUGUCCUCACACAACUGAAUGCUUUGGAGCUGCUCACUACUCUAGCUCUGAAUCCCAGUGGAAUGGUUCUCUUAGAUCGGGUGGGAGUAAUUGCAAAACUUCAGUACCUUUUGUCACUUGCUGAGACAGACCCCAUGGCUGCACUCCUUAUGCCAGGAUUGAUAAAGUUCUUCGGAAAUGUGGGCCAUUCUCGACCCCGACAGAUGGUUCAGGAAUAUGGUUCUGUGGUUUUGAUGGUCCUUCAUCUAGCAUCAGGAUCCUUAGAUUUAGGUGAUGCCACACUGCAGAUAAUAGCCGUUCAAACAGUGGCGCAUAUUGGAAGCUCUCCAGAGGGAAAGUUUGCACUCGCUAAGUUCAAGGCAGAAAUGGAUGAAGUUUUGGAUGUGAUGGGGUCAAAAAUGCGUGUGGCACCCACUGAGCAGCGAGUGAGUGUUCUAGACUCUCUGAGCCAGCUGUUCUCAGUGCCGGAUGAUAUAGAGGAGAAAAAAGAGCCAUGAAGUUUGGUGUUCCUAGAAUAUAGCAUGAACCCACUGAUCACUCAACCAACUGUUACUUCUGUCUGGUGGAUCCUUCCAAACACCGAACUGGAAAAAAAUGCACCUGCUGUUUUACAUCCAGACCUUCCCUCUUCUAUUGCACCAGUACCACACAGUGCUGAUCUUCCUGUACCUACACCUCCACAAAGAAGUCAACCAUCAGAAGAAGAACAGCAGCAAAUCAGAAAAUGAAGAUGCAGCUGUUGGGAGGAAUCCUUACUACCCAAACCAAACAGACCUCAAUGAACUUAUCAGAGAUCUUGGUUUGACAAAGUCAAAUGCUGAGCUUUUGAUUUCAAGGCUCAAAGAGUGGGACUUGGUGAAUGAAAGUGUGCAAGUGACAAGCCAAAGAAAACGUCACCAACAUUUCUCAAGCUUCUUCGCUAAUGAAGACAGGUUGUGCUACUGUGAUGAUGUUUCAGGCCUGUUUGAUGCAGCUGGAAUUGCAUGCAAUCCAGAUGAGUGGAGACUUUUCAUUGACAGCUCCUCCAGAAGCCUCUGCACAAUGGGAACAAGUAUCCAUCUCUUACCUUGGCUCAUUCAGUGCAUCUUAAGGAGGACUGCAACAGUGUCAAACUUUUACUGGAAGCUUUAAACUAUGAUUAGUAUGGCUGGGAGGUUAUUGGAGACUUCAAAACGGUGGCAUUUUUUAUGGGACUCCAAGGAGGUUUUACCAAGUUUCCCUGUUAUCUCUGUCAUUGGGAUAGUAGAGACAGAGUAGCACAUUACCAGAGGAAGCACUGGCCUCAAAGGACUGAGUUCUCAGUUGGAAGACAUAUCAAACACAAACCAUUGGUGGAUUCUCAAAAGGUUCUAUUCCCUCCAGUACACUUGAAACUAGGGCUAAUGAAACAGUUUGCUACAGUUCUUGACAAAGAGUCUGUAGCUUUCAAGUAUCUUCAAGACUUUCCCAAGCUAUCAGAGGCAAAGGUGAAGGCAUCUGGACCACAAGUCAGGAAAAUCCGGGAGUGCUCAGAAUUUCCAAAGAAGCUCACAAGAGAAGGGAAAGGAAGCCUGGGAGAGUUUUGUCGUUGUAGCACAAACUUUCUGGGCAACAACAAGGCUGACAGUUAUGUGGAACUUGUUGAGACCUUGGUAAAAAGAUAUGGUCAGAUGGGCUGUAGGAUGUCCCUAAAGGUCCAUAUUUGAUGCUCAUCUUGACAAUUUCCAGGAGAAUAUUGGAGCAUACUCAGAGGAGCAGUAGGAGCGUUUCCACCAAGAUAUAAUGGACUUUGAACACAGAUAUCAGGGAUCUUAUAAUGAAAACAUGAUGGGAGACUGUAUUUGGGGGCUUAAACGGGAAAGUGAUUUGUUGCAUGC